Magnolia sinica is the source of this 1748-nucleotide messenger RNA. RefSeq names its product ribulose bisphosphate carboxylase/oxygenase activase, chloroplastic-like. Gene Ontology annotation, cellular component: thylakoid; chloroplast stroma. Gene Ontology annotation, molecular function: ribulose-1,5-bisphosphate carboxylase/oxygenase activator activity; ATP hydrolysis activity; ATP binding. The record is from RefSeq and is a predicted model, not a curated record. Lineage: Eukaryota; Viridiplantae; Streptophyta; Magnoliopsida; Magnoliales; Magnoliaceae. The transcript has 7 exons. The coding region runs from base 115 to 1431 and encodes 438 amino acids.
GAGCGCUUAUAAGUCUUCCUUUACCGCCACCUUCAACAACAACACUGCAAUUUCAGUUCAGUUCCGAUUCUAGACUCUCUCCGCUCAAUCAGGACCGUCGAUUUCGAGGGACCAAUGGCUGCUGCCGUCUCAACCAUUGGAGCUGUCAACAGAGUACCGCUGAGCUUGCACAGCUCCAGUUCUGGAGCUUCUGUCCCGAGCUCGGCAUUCUUGGGAACCUGCUUGAAGAAGGUGAGCUCUAGUGUGGUCCACCCAAGAGUAUCGAGUGGAAGCUUCAAGAUUGUCGCUGGAGCCGAAGAGGGGAAGAAGCAGACCGACAAGGACAGAUGGAAGGGCCUAGCGUUUGAUGUAUCCGACGACCAGCAGGACAUUGCCAGAGGAAAGGGGAUGGUUGAUAGCCUCUUCCAAGCUCCAACGGGAGCGGGGACACAUGACCCCAUCAUGAGCUCCUACGAAUACAUCAGCACCGGCCUCCGCCAUUACAACUUGGACAAUACCAUGGAUGGUUUCUACAUCGCCCCGGCUUUCAUGGACAAGCUUGUUGUCCACAUCAGCAAGAAUUUCAUGACCUUGCCUAACAUCAAGGUUCCACUUAUUCUGGGUAUUUGGGGAGGCAAAGGUCAGGGAAAAUCAUUCCAAUGUGAACUUGUCUUUGCCAAGAUGGGAAUCAACCCCAUCAUGAUGAGUGCCGGAGAAUUAGAAAGCGGUAACGCAGGAGAGCCUGCAAAGCUGAUCAGGCAACGGUAUCGUGAGGCUGCAGACAUCAUCAAGAAGGGGAAGAUGUGCUGCCUCUUCAUCAACGAUCUCGAUGCAGGAGCAGGAAGGAUGGGUGGGACCACCCAAUACACUGUCAACAAUCAGAUGGUGAAUGCCACCCUCAUGAACAUUGCUGAUAACCCAACGAAUGUGCAGCUCCCCGGCAUGUACAACAAGGAGGUGAAUCCGCGUGUCCCAAUCAUAGUCACUGGAAAUGAUUUCUCCACAUUGUAUGCCCCUCUCAUCCGUGAUGGUCGUAUGGAAAAAUUCUACUGGGCCCCGACUAGAGAUGAUCGUAUCGGUGUCUGCACCGGCAUUUUCAAGUCCGACAACGUGUCCCAGGAGGCAAUCGUCACCCUUGUCGAUACCUUCCCUGGCCAGUCGAUCGACUUCUUCGGUGCGCUGAGAGCGAGAGUGUACGACGAUGAAGUGAGGAAAUGGGUUGAAGGUGUGGGAGUUGAGAUGAUUGGGAAGAAGCUGGUGAACUCAAAGGAGGGGCCGCCGACAUUCGAACAACCCAAGAUGACCCUUGAGAAGCUGCUUGAGUAUGGAAACAUGCUGGUGAAGGAGCAAGAUAAUGUGAAGAGAGUCCAAUUGGCUGACAAGUACAUGAGCGAGGCCGCCCUCGGCGACGCAAACCAGGAUGCAAUCAAGAGUGGAGCUUUCUAUGGUUAGCACUUUUCACUCCCCCCUAUGGGCCUUGAUUGGAGGCAAGGCAGCUCAACAAGUGAGCAUUCCGGUCCCCGAAGGUUGCACCGAUCCAACCGCUAAAAAUUUCGAUCCGACGGCCAGGAGUGAUGAUGGAAGCUGCCUGUAUCAGUUCUAGGUUUGUUCUUAAGUCAUGUUUCCCAAUGAAGAGCCCAAGGAGAAAGGAAUUUCUAAGAAUUGUAGGAAUAACUAAGAUGGUAAUCCUGUAUCCACCCAUCCACUAUCCUGUAAUUUUGUGUUUCUGAAUACUUUUAUUGAAUCUUAAAAAGCCUUUCUUUUCAUCA